Messenger RNA from Sitodiplosis mosellana (orange wheat blossom midge), 1034 nucleotides. RefSeq names its product WD repeat domain-containing protein 83. Gene Ontology annotation, biological process: mRNA splicing, via spliceosome. Bases 107 to 997 code for a protein of 296 amino acids. NCBI's taxonomy places the organism in Eukaryota, Metazoa, Arthropoda, Insecta, Diptera, Cecidomyiidae. Gene Ontology annotation, molecular function: protein binding. The transcript has 5 exons. The record is from RefSeq and is a predicted model, not a curated record. Gene Ontology annotation, cellular component: catalytic step 2 spliceosome.
UUGACGCAACAUAACCUCAAAAUCAUUAUUUGUUUACAUCAACCUCGCAAGACAACUGAAACAGUAGAAGCUUAUAUUUGUAUCGGGGAGAAUAUUAAAUAAAAAAAUGUCAAAUUUAGAACUGAAAACGACGGUAGAUUGUAAGCAGGGAUCAGUGAGAGCGGUACGAUAUAACGUCGAUGGUUCGUAUGCAAUUACAUCAGGAUCGGAUAAGAAAAUCAAACUCUGGAAUCCACAAACGGGUCUAAUGCUUAAAACAUACGGAGGACAUGCAAAUGAAGUGACAGAUGCCAUCGGCAGCUGCGAUAGUUGCCACAUAUUGAGCGCUUCACUAGACAGAUCAAUUAUUUACUGGGAUGUGACCACAGCUCAACCACUGCGUCGGUUGCGCUGUCAUGCUGGUGGUGUGACUUGUGUGGCAUUCAGUGAAGAUUCAAAUGUGGCUUUAUCAGGUGCUAAGGAUAAUUUAGUGAUGUGUUGGGAUAUUCGCACUCGAAAGUUGGAACCAAUUCAAACGAUGAACGAAGCAAAGGAUUGUAUCACAAGGAUCAUUGUAAAUGAAUUUGAAAUUUUGGUUUCGUCACUCGACGGAUGCAUAAGACGAUAUGAUUUGCGAAAGGGUGAACUAACUUGUGAUGAUGUCGGCGAACCAAUUGUUUAUAUGGCACAAACAAAAGACACCAAAUGCACUCUGGUCGCAUGCAGUGAUAAUGUACUAAGACUAUUAGAUAAUGAUAAUGCCGAAUCACUGGCUACCUAUCGUGGACACAGAGCUGAUGAUUUCCAAGUUGAAUGCGGUAUUUUAAGUAACGAUUCGCAAAUCGUGUGUGGAUCUUCGAACGGAGAAGCGUUCAUUUGGGAUUUGGUGGACGAAAAAGUUAUUUCAAGGCUGUCAAUAGGCUCCGGUGUAGUGCAUUCAUUGACUACACAUCCAACAACCGACGACAUCAUGUUCGCCAAUAAAAGAGAGUUUCAACUAUGGGGACCGAUAGACUAAUUCCAGUAUUUUUCAAGAGAAUAUUGAGAACUUUUUA